UUCGACGAUGCCAAACUUCAAUUAUCAUCAAUUUACUGAGCAAUGUCCUAAUGGAUUUACAAAUUCAAUUGAAACAACUACAAGAAAAUUACCACCGAAAUCCCAACAAUAAGCACAUCAAAGAAAAUAUCAUUCAUCUACGAGAUAUUUAUUCUAAGGUUUGGUUGAUAAAAAAUCGAUUUAGCAGCUGUUUCGGGUGGUCUUUCAUCACAUUUGCCAUGGAUUACUGUUUUGAUUUCAUAAAUAGUUCGUAUUGGGGAUAUGUCACCAUCAAAACAUACAAGUCAACAUUAAAAACGAUACAUGUUUUGUACUAUCUUAUAUCGAUUAACUUAAAUUUUUGGUAUCUGUGUAUGAUUUCGGAACGUUGUCAAAACGCAGGAAAAGGUGUGGCAAAUGCAUUACACACUCCGUCCAACUAUCAAGAUCCACAAUACCAACGGUUUAUUCGCAUUUUUUCUAUCCAACUGUGGAAACAACCAAUUCAAAUCAAAAUAAAACAAAUGUUCACAAUUAAUUAUGCUCUCCUGAAGUCCGCUAUUGUUUUGAUAACAACCUACAUCGCGAUUGUGAUUCAAUUUCAAAUUGCCGAGGAGAAUGCAUCAAGUCUUUUGAAAAACAUUUGAAUACGAAUUCACUGAAGCCUUGAAUAAUUUUCCAGCCAAAAAUAUGGUUUCGUCAAAGAAGCGAUACAAUUUUCAAUCAUUCGAAUCAUUUUGGAGGCCAUUUGUUCGUGUCUUUCAAGUAUUCUGUGUAUCACACUAUUCCAUUUACAAUUCAAAGCAACGCAUCGAGCGCUUGAUAUAUCACAUCUUGGUUUUUACAAUGCACUGUCUUUGGGUUUGGGCAGCACUAAGUAUAAAGAGAUGCCACUAAUCUAGAGCCACUAAUGUCUCUUCAGGAAGAGGAAAUGUACAGGCGAUUUGAAGAAGUUAAUACCAUUUUCGCGACAAUGCAAUAUUCUAAUGGAUGUGAAAAUAUUGUUGAAACAACUACAAGAAAAUUAUCGCCACAAUUCGAACAAACGCACGUGUGAAAAUAUCCGAUAUUUGCGAGAUAUUUAUUCUAAGGUGUACUUGAUAAAGAACUUGUUGAGCUGCUGCUUCGGAUGGUCUUUUAUAACAUUUCUUAUGGAUUACUACUUUGACUUCGUCAACAGUUCAUAUUGGGCGUAUAUUACUAUCAAUGUUUACGAAUCCAUGUUCAAAAUUAUUCGUAAGAUUUAAGAAUUAAUUCAAAUGAGUUCUCGUAGGAGUAAUAUGCAUUCAAAAUAUUCUGUUUCAGAUGUCCUUUAUGCAAAUAUCGUAACUGAGCAGCCAGUUAACU
This is a messenger RNA of Sitodiplosis mosellana (orange wheat blossom midge), 1326 nucleotides long. RefSeq lists its product as uncharacterized. Lineage: Eukaryota; Metazoa; Arthropoda; Insecta; Diptera; Cecidomyiidae. The transcript is spliced from 6 exons. Gene Ontology annotation, cellular component: dendrite; membrane; neuronal cell body. Gene Ontology annotation, biological process: sensory perception of taste. Bases 51 to 626 code for a protein of 191 amino acids. The record is from RefSeq and is a predicted model, not a curated record.